Molecule: messenger RNA, 2971 nt
Organism: Gavia stellata (red-throated loon)
Lineage: Eukaryota; Metazoa; Chordata; Aves; Gaviiformes; Gaviidae
Gene: BHLHE40
Product: basic helix-loop-helix family member e40
Exons: 5
Coding region: 1-1242 (413 amino acids)
Biological process (GO): regulation of transcription by RNA polymerase II; circadian regulation of gene expression; anterior/posterior pattern specification
Cellular component (GO): nucleus
Molecular function (GO): DNA-binding transcription factor activity, RNA polymerase II-specific; RNA polymerase II cis-regulatory region sequence-specific DNA binding; protein dimerization activity
Source: RefSeq, a predicted model, not a curated record
AUGGAGCGCAUCCCCAGCGCGCAGCCCCCGCCCGUCUGCCUGGGCAAGCUGCCCGCCCUGGAGAGCGGCGACCUGCCGGGGCUGGACUUCGCGCACAUGUACCAAGUUUACAAGCCCAGGAGGGGGUUGAAGCGGAGCGAGGACAACAAGGAGACCUACAAGCUGCCGCACAGGCUGAUCGAGAAGAAGAGGCGCGACAGGAUUAACGAGUGCAUCGCCCAGCUGAAGGACCUGCUGCCGGAGCACCUCAAGCUGACGACUCUAGGUCACUUGGAGAAGGCUGUGGUUCUCGAGCUCACCUUGAAGCAUGUGAAAGCACUAACCAAUCUCAUUGAGCAGCAGCAGCAGAAAAUAAUUGCUUUGCAGAAUGGUUUACAAGCGGGUGACCUGUCAUCACGAAACCUUGAUUCCAGCCAGGAAAUGUUUCGAUCCGGUUUCCAGAUGUGUGCCAAGGAAAUGCUGCAGUACCUGGCAAAGCAUGAGAACGGCAAGGACCUGAAGUCGUCCCAGCUGGUCAGCCAUCUGCACCGAAUGGCCUCCGAGGUGCUGCAGGGCGGAGCCGGCCGCAAGUCCGGAGACAUCCCUCCUAAAAUGGUGGACUUGAAAGAGAAACCCGUCUCCUUGACCAAAGCAGCGGAGGGACACGGGAAAAACUGCGUGCCUGUCAUCCAGAGGACAUUCGCUCACUCCAGCGGGGAGCAGAGCGGCAGCGACACGGACACGGACAGCGGGUAUGGGGGAGAGCUGGAGAAAAGUGACUCCAAAUCCGACCAGCAGUAUUUCAAAAAGGAUACUGAACUCAAGUACGCUGUCCAGGAGAGAAUAAGCUCUAUUAAGCAAGAGACUGAGGACCCGCCGGCCAAAAGGAGCCGGCUGGAGUUGCCAGAGGAUGAGGGCCCUUUUGGCAGCGACAUGAUGGGCUCUUCCAGCAGCUUCCUGGGCCCCCACGCUCACCAGCCUCCCUUGUGCCUGCCUUUCUAUUUGAUCCCACCAUCCGCAACAGCCUAUCUGCCCAUGCUGGAGAAGUGCUGGUACCCGGCGUCCGUACCUGUCUUGUACCCCAGCCUCCCAGCUUCUGCCGCAGCACUUACGGGGUUCAUGAACCCCGAUAAAAUCUCCCCGCCUCUGCUGAUGCCCCAGAGACUCCCUUCUCCCGUACCGGCCCAUUCCCCUAUCGACUCCUCGGCUCUGCUUCAAGCUUUGAAGCAGAUUCCUCCUUUGAACUUGGAAACCAAAGACUAAGCGCAGUGUGACUUUUUUCUUUUUUUUUUUUUUUUUUUUUUUUUUUUUUUUAGUUUGAGACUGUUUCACUUUUAUAUAUUGGCUGGACUGAGGUGUGGGGAUAAGGUUCACUGCACGUAGAAAGCUAAAUCCCCUUUUCUCUGACUUGUCAGGUAGCUUGGAGAAGGAUGAAGGAUGCGCCCAGGUUAGCGAUUCAGAACUACUUCCAAAAGAAAAAAAAAAAAACAAACCAGAGGGUUUUGUGCUUUACUCCUUACCUUCGUCCCUCUCUGCAUCUACAGAACAACAGUUGACUCGGUCAGCUGCGACUAUUGCAAAGCUGUGAAAAAAUACUCCAUUAGGCAGACUUGGUUUUAGGGUCUGUGAAUAUAAAAACACGGUACUUUUCGUAAGGGCUUUUAAGGCAGCGGCCCCGCUGCUGGUGGUUUGAGCUGAACCGGCUCGGUGCCCCAUCCGCCGCCGGUGUCGUGAGUGACCGGCACGGCCGCCCCGAGCACGUGCGGCGGUGGUGGCAACGCCACUGAAAGCGGAGGAGGAGCAGAGCAGCGGUCACUGCUUGGUCAUGCACAGUCAGGUAGACUUCAGACGGGUUUCUCUCCACACCUUUGCUGAUAUAUAUAUAUUUUUUUUUUUUUUAAAAAAAGAAAUAAAAGGUAGAUGCUGCUUGGAAGCUUUACAUGGCGUACAUCUAAUAAAUAAAUUAACACGCGCCCCUUCCUGUAACUUGAGCUGCUAGUUUGGGCCGGGUAGGGGAGAAAAUAUCCCGAGGAUCACUUUGCUUGGUGCACCUGACUCCAGGCCUCUCUCGCGCUGCUGCUGUGCAGUGUCGCCGGGUCUGGUCUACUGCAAAUCAGAAUGGUUUUACGAGUCCCGUCGGUGGGGUCCGGCCGGGGAGCAGCCGCUCCCCGAGCGGGGCGAGUCAAGAGUGUCAUGCAAGAGGGAGCGAUUCAGCCGAAGCCGAUGGCACGGUGCCCGCUGAAUAUGCCUCUGUCAGUGCCUUUGCGAAAUGAAAAGGCUGGGAUUUUCAAAGGAGUCUAAUCCCGGUGGGGUUUGAGCAUCUGAAUUCCUUAGUCUCCUUGGCAAACCCUGGCCCACAUCACUGUAUUAAAGAACGAGGGUUAGGGUGUUGACACUUGUCCCGUUAAACUGCGAGGGUCUUUCUCCGCAGAGGAACAUCAUGUCCAAUUUGACUUUUUCUUUUUUCAUUAAAAAAGCCUCUGCAAAAUGCAGUGCUGGUUUUUUUUUUUUUUUUCCUCUUCUUACUGGUUUUGAGAACUCGUGUCCGGAAACCCUGUUGUAUGGAUUUUCAUUUCGCCCUCCCAUUGCACCAGCUGUUGAGAUGCACUAUGCUUGAUUGCAGAUUGUGUUCUAACGUUUAUUUUGUUGUUGGUUUUUGGUUUUUUUGGUAUACAGUUGUUGCCUUUAUUUGUAAAAUCCUGUUAUAAAUAUAUAUAUAUUAUAUAAAUAUAUUAAAAGGUAAAACGUUUCAGAUGUCUAUUAUUUGUAUAACUACUUGAGCAUAAAGAAGUGAGAAAUAUGAAUGUAUUCUUGUUUCUGGGUUGUCUUUUGUUUCUUUGAAGAGAAGAAUUUUUUUUGUUUUUCUCUAGGGAGAGGUACCGUGUUUAUAUUUGGGGGCCUUCUUCAAGGUGGGAUAUUGUACAUAUUUUUAUCUUGAGUAAAUGUUAAGUAGCUGUUUAAAAAUACUUAAUAAAAUAAUUCUUUUCCUGUG